CUCUCUUCUCUAAACGCACCCUGCUCUGUUCUUACUUCUUAGACACAGAGCAGAAUUAUGCAGGAGGCAGGAUCGUACCAUUCCCUUCUCAUCCCUUUCCGAUGACGACCCAGUUUUGAAUCCAUUUCCCCCAUCCAUUUCCAUCUUCUUCCCUCCUUCCAGCUUUCACAAAUCAAACGCAAUCAGCUGAUGGUUUUGGUUCAUUUCAUUGCUUCUGCUUUCUAUGGUGGAAAAACUAAAGAAUGCUGAAAUUUCCUUAUCACUUGGAGCUUACCACAUCUCUUGAUGUGACUAGGUGAAGAAAAGGAGAUGGGUGGCCAUUCCCAUAUGAAUUGCUGGGAAGAUGCGUGCUACAGAGAAGCGAAGAAUCAGAAACUGGAAAUCGAAGACCCAGAUGCUGGUUGCCCUGGAUCAGAUGAUGGAUGGAACUCUGCAGAAAAACCCAACUCCGACCUUGUCCUGGAUCCAACUGACCAAGGGGAGAAGAUCGUCUUUCCAUGGAUGGGGCUGGUUGCAAACAUAAAAACUGUGGUUAAAAAUGGAAAACCGGUGGGUGAAAGUGGCUCAAAACUCAGGGACGAGUUCAUACGAAAAGGGUACAAUCCAAUGAGGGUGCAUGCUUUAUGGGACUGGAAAGGUCACUCAGGGUUCGCCAUUGUUGAGUUCAAGAAGAGCUGGGAAGGAUACAGGGACGCCCUCAAGUUUGACAAGGAUUUUGCGCUCAUGGGAUGUGGGAAGGCUGAUUAUUUCAGCUCUUCAGUGAAGCAUGAAGAGAGACUCUUUGGCUGGAUUGCUCGAGAUGAUGAGUAUCAAUCCACUGGUGCUAUUGGGGCCUACCUCAGAAAGAAAACGGACUUAAAGAGCCUCUCAGACAUUGUAGCAGAUGGUGAAAGGAAGGAUUCAAAACUUGUGUCCUCCCUACAAGACGAGCUGACCGUUAAGCAUGGGCACCUUAUGGAGAUGGAGACCAAGUAUAAAGAAGCUUCGGUGUCGAUCAUUGAGUUGGUUUCUCAAAAGGAUGCUAUGAUUGUUUCAUACAAUGAAGAGAUCAGGAAGAUGCAGCAAAUCGUGCAUAAUGAUUUCAACAAGAUACUUGUGGAGCACCAGAGAGCUAAGCACGAAUUGGAAGCUCGAAGAAGAGAAUUGGAGCAGAGUGAGAAGCAGUUGCGAGAGAGGGAGGCUCAUAAUGAAAAUGAGAUAAAGAAACUCCACCAACAGAAAGAAAUGGUACAUAUAAUUCAAGGUCAAAUGUUAUUAUGUGAUGCAUCCCUAUAUUACAAAUUCUCACCUUGUUGCUUUCAGAACAAGAGAGCAAUCUUGGAGCAGAGGAAUGCAGAUGAACAAUUGUUCAACUUGGCACAAGAACAUCAGAGGGCCAAGGAGGCUUUGCACAAGAAAGUUAUCGAGUUGCAAACCCAACUUGAUGCUAAACAAGCGCUGGAGCUAGAGAUAGAACAGAGGAAAGGUGCAUUACAGGUUCUGGAAUACUUGGAAGAAGGUGAAAGCCCUGAAAUCCGUGAGAUGAAGGAAAAGCUGGAGGAGAAGGAGGACGAGCUGGAAUACUUGUUUGCCCUGAAUCAAACUCUUAUGACCAAGAACGAAAAGGUUGAGCAAGAACUUGGGGCAGGUCGCAAGGAGUUGAUCAACGGGUUUCAGGGCAUGGUAGCUGCUGGAAGAGCGACCAUUGGUCUCAGGAAAGCUCUGAGAGGGAAGAGCAAGUUGUCAACGGAAGAAGCAGAGCUCUGGCACUUGAAGGAGGACAGAGAGGCAACAGUGGUGGAGGGAGUUGAGUACAUCUUGAGAAUCUGGAAGCGGCUUAAAUAGGAAAGGAAGAUCUGGCAGAGCAUAUAGGAACUAUAGAAAGUAAUGGCUUCGAGGAAUCAAUACAGGUGGUAAGUAACUAGUUAGACGUAAUCCAUUUUGAAUCAAUACAGGUGGAAUAUCCAUAUACAGGAUAUAGGAACUACAGAAAGUAAUGGGUUCUAGGAUCCUUGGCUUGCUCGAGCGUUUUUGGGUUUCAGACUUGAGAGAAGCAAACUCUGCUGGUAGUGUGGCUACCAUUUAGUAUUUACUAUUUACUUAAACAUUGAGCAGAAUUGAGUUACAGUGUUGGACUGUAUUUUGGACUAAGAUAUUUGUUGAUGAAUCGUGUUUCUAGUUUUAUCUCUCGGGGCUCCCUGAUUAAUGAUUAUUUUGCUUCUCUAUAUAAGUAUUUCAAGUUUUAGUUUGAUUGAGGAAGAUUUUGAUAGUCAGAAGACUGUCCAUUUGCUAUGGACUUUUAGUACAA
Messenger RNA from Linum tenue, 2287 nucleotides. The record is from the annotation of a GenBank genome assembly. Lineage: Eukaryota; Viridiplantae; Streptophyta; Magnoliopsida; Malpighiales; Linaceae.